Molecule: messenger RNA, 3228 nt
Organism: Lycium barbarum (goji berry)
Lineage: Eukaryota; Viridiplantae; Streptophyta; Magnoliopsida; Solanales; Solanaceae
Product: protein FAR1-RELATED SEQUENCE 3
Exons: 6
Coding region: 381-2993 (870 amino acids)
Biological process (GO): regulation of DNA-templated transcription
Molecular function (GO): zinc ion binding
Source: RefSeq, a predicted model, not a curated record
AUCUUUUAGACUAAUAUCCACCGUUUAAUUUCAAUCAAACGGCUAAAAAUUGUUUUCCCUUUAGGGUCAUUGGUAAUCCACACGACACCCACUAACUCUAACUCUCCCCGUUUUCUUCCUAACUCCGGCCCCUCUGCAACUUCUCCGGUACGCAAAAAUCUUCCCAAAACGCCGUCGUUUUAAUUCUAGUAGAACCUUAAACUUCCGUUUAAGAUAACGGAAGUAUUUUUCUCGCAAAUUGUUUGAGAUCCGUUUGGCCUUAAUUCUCUCUCCCCGAUCACCGGUCGUGACGUGGUUAUGUAUGGCAUCAUCAAGGAUAUGUGCUGGAGUACCUCUAGUGAUGUGAUUCAUUUUCCUAAAGUGGUUUACAUGUUCGGGGGAUGGAUGUUGAAGUGAUCGACGUUGAAGAAGGGAAUAUGCACCAGCAAGGUGGCAUAAAUGAUGACGGCGAUGAUGAACCCAGUGAGAGUGGAGAAGCAAAUGUAAAUGGAAGAUCAAAUGACGUUGUUGAGCCGCAAAUGGGUAUGGUAUUUCUUUCUGAAGAUCAAGCAAAGAAUUUCUAUGAUGAGUAUGCUAGGCGUUUGGGUUUUACCACCCGUGUAUGUCAGUUUAAUCGACUGAAGACUGAUUUCUUAUGUGACAAGGUUGGUUUGAGAAGAGUGUCGGGUGAAUCCUGUGAUGCAAUGCUUAGAGUGGAGUUAAAAGGUCAAAACAAGUGGGUUGUGACCAAAUAUGUGAAGGAGCAUAGUCACUCACUCUUGUAUCCUAAUAAGGUGCAUUAUCAGAGAUCGCACAGGCAUUUUGCGGUGACAAAAAAGAAUGUACCUGAGAAUAAUCAGGGCGUUGGAAUUGUUCCUAGUGGUGUAAUGUAUGUCUCAGUAGACGGUAACCGCAUCCCUGUAGAGAUGAACCAUGGAGCUAAGAGAACUCGUACUGCAGAGUUGGAUCAAACUGUUAAGAAUACUAUACUUCAGAGUUUUUCUCCUAGACACUGCAGUCAACGAAGAACAUUAGGGAGAGAUGCUCAGAAUCUUCUUGAUUACUUCAAGAAAAUGCAGGCUGAGAAUCCUGGAUUUUACUAUGCCAUACAGUUGGACGAAGAUAAUCGCAUGGCUAAUGUAUUUUGGGCUGAUGCAAGGUCGAGAAAUGCAUACCGUCAUUUUGGUGAUGCCGUUAUACUGGACACAAUGUACAGAGUUAAUCAGUGCAGAGUCCCAUUUGCUCCGCUCACAGGAGUAAAUCAUCAUGGUCAGACAACUUUGUUUGGCUGUGCACUUCUUCUAGAUGAGUCUGAGGCUACAUUUGUCUGGCUAUUUAAGACCUUCCUUGCCUCUAUGAAUGACCGUGCCCCUGUCUCAAUAAUUACUGAUCAGGACACUGCUAUACAAUCUGCAGUUGCUCAAGUUUUUCCUGAAACACAGCAUUGUAUCAACAAGUGGCAUGUAUUAAGGGGUGGCCAGGACAGAAUGGCUCAUGUAUGUCACAUGUACCCAAAUUUCCAGGUUGAACUCUAUAAUUGUAUCAAUUUGACGGAGACAGUCGAAGAAUUUGAAUCAUAUUGGGAGAUAAUCCUUGAUAAGUAUGACCUGAAAAAGAAUGAUUGGCUUCAAUCCAUAUAUAAUACACGUCGCCAGUGGGUACCAGUUUAUUUUCGCAAUACUUUCUUUGCAGCCGUCUCUCCUAACCAGGAAUAUGAAUGCUCAUUUUUUGAUGGCUAUGUGAAUCAACAAAUUACAUUGCCAUUGUUCUUCAGGCAGUAUGAAAGAGCCUUGGAGAAUUCAUUUGAGAAGGAAACAGAAGCUGAUUUUAAUACAAUAUGCACCACUCCAGCGCUAAGGACACCAUCUCCAAUGGAGAAACAGGCAGCAACUUUAUACACGAAGAAGAUAUUCUCAAAAUUUCAAGAAGAGUUAGUGGAGACAUUUGUCUAUACUGCAAACAGAAUUGAUGGAGAUGGGGUUCUCAGCACAUUCAGAGUUGCAAAAUUUGAGGAUGACCAGAAAGCAUAUAAUGUCUCGUUGAAUAUAUCUGAGCUGAAAGCAAAUUGUAGCUGCCAGAUGUUUGAAUGUAGUGGUAUCCUCUGCAGACAUAUUCUUACAGUUUUUACAGUAACUAAUGUUCUUACAUUGCCGUCUCAUUACAUCUUGAAGCGAUGGACAAUAAAUGCAAAAUGUGGUGCUGAAUCUGAUGAACAUGUACUACUACAUGGUACUGAAUCAAUGGCACAGAGAUACAACAAUCUCUGCAGGGAAGCCAUAAGAUACGCUGAAGAAGGGGCUGUGGCUCAAGAGACAUAUAAUGCUGCAUUAAGUGCUCUUAAAGAAGGAGGAAAGAAGGUGGCUCUUGCAAAAAGAAAUGUUGCUAAAGUUUCAUCUCCUAGCUCACAGGUCACUAGUAUUGGCUAUGAUGAUAGGAGGACAUCUACCUCUGCUUCAGAAAUGACGCCAUUAUUGUGGCCACGGCAAGAUGAAAUGACAAAGCACUUUAAUCUUAAUGACAAUGGUAGUCCUGCUCGGGCUGUUGCUGAUUUAAAUGCCCAGCGCAUGGCCCCUGUGUCUCUUCAAUGUGAUGAUGGUCAUCCAGAUAACACGGUGAUUCUUCCUUGCCUCAAGUCAAUGACUUGGGUGAUGGAGAAUAAAACUUCGGCACCUGCGAAUAGAGUUGCUGUCAUCAACCUGAAGCUGCAAGAUUACAGUAGGACUCCUUCACGAGAAUCAGAAGUGAAGUUUCAGCUAUCCCGGGUCACACUAGAGCCCAUGUUGAAGUCUAUGGCUUAUAUCAGCGAGCAGCUCUCCGCCCCGGCUAAUAGGGUUGCUGUCAUCAAUCUGAAGCUUCAAGAUACAGAAACAACUUCAGGAGAGUCAGAGGUCAAAUUUCAGGUUUCUAGAGAUACUUUAGGUGCCAUGUUGAGGUCAAUGGCAUAUAUCCGCGAGCAACUGUCAAAUACAGUUGAGUCGCAACUGGAGAUUCCGGCAAAAAAGCAAAGGAAAUAGAAGUUAUGUUCUUUUACUAUUUAUAGCCAGUUGUGUGAAUAGAUAACCCUGCGGAUUGGAGUGGUGCUGACAUUCUUCUUUAAACGUGUAAUUAGGAUGGUUGAAUUUGGAAUUGUCCAAGUUCUCAUUGUGUAGCUUUAGGUAGGAUAGCAGUUUUACAUGCUUUGCGUUUUCUGCAUUAUUUGUACAUGUAAAUUAUUAAUUUCAAGAAUGCAAGGCCAUGUGUUUUUUUCUU